CAUGGGAUGGGGGAGAAGGUAGAGCACAGAAGACUUCUCAAAAGAGGUCUUUGAACGAUGAAUAAAAAUUAGUAAGGCAAAGAAUAUUGAGGAGGUCGGGAAGUAGAGCAGGAUAACUUUGUCAGAUGUCAGUUCUGCACCUGUGGCCUACCUAGCUGAGAAUAUCACCAGGCUCUCCUAAUACCACAGCUGGGAACAAGUCUUAUAGGACUGUAUCCUUUUCUUAACAUCAUUUUAUGCAUUAACAGGAAAGCAGUCUCAUCAUUUGUGAUGCUGGGGCCACCCUACAACCACACAACGGAAACCCCUGUCACCUUCUUCCUUGUGGGUAUCCCAGGUUUGCAGUUUUCACAUCUUUGGUUGGCUAUCUCCCUGAGUGCCAUGUAUACCAUAGCCCUGUUAGGAAACACCCUCAUAGUGACCGUAAUCUGGAUGGAUUCCACUCUACAAGAGCCCAUGUACUGCUUCCUGUGUCUUCUGGCUACUGUGGACAUUGUUAUGGCUUCCUCUGUAGUGCCCAAGAUGAUAAGCAUCUUCUCCUCAGGAGACAGCUCCAUCAGCUUUAAUGCUUGUUUCGCUCAGAUGUAUUUUGUCCAUGCAGCCACAGCUGUGGAGACAGGGCUGCUGCUGGCCAUGGCUGUUGACCGCUAUGUAGCUAUCUGUAAGCCUCUACAGUACAAGAGAAUUCUCACACCUCAAGUGAUGCUGGGAAUGAGUGUGACCAUCGCCAUCAGAGCUGUCAUAUUCAUGACGCCAUUAAGUUGGAUGGUGAGUCAUCUACCUUUCUGUGGCUCCAACGUGGUUCUCCAUUCGUACUGUGAGCACAUAGCUGUGGCCAAGCUGGCAUGUGCUGACCCCAUGCCUAGUAGUCUCUACAGUCUGAUUGGUUCUUCCAUUAUUGUGGGCUCUGAUGUGGCCUUCAUUGCUGCUUCUUAUAACCUGAUUCUUCAGGCAGUAUUUGGUCUCUCUUCAAAGAAUGCUCAGUUUAAAGCAUUAAGCACAUGUGGCUCCCAUGUGGGGGUUAUGGCUCUGUACUACCUACCUGGGAUGGCAUCCAUCUAUGUGGCCUGGCUAGGGAAGGACACAGUGCCUUUGCACACCCAAGUGCUCUUAGCGGACUUGUACCUGGUCAUCCCACCCACCUUAAACCCCAUCAUCUAUGGCCUGAGGACCAAACAAAUACGGGAGAGAAUCGGUAGCUUGCUGAUGCACUGUCUCUUUGGCCAUUACAUCCUGGGUUCAGGAACAAAAAGUCUUUUCAGAUCUUGAGCAUUCCAGACAACUUCAUAGACGCCUUAAGAGACCUGCAGAGCUGGUUUGGUUCAUCUGGCACUAUAGGAGUUCUAAGAUGAAGCUGUAAAGUGUAUCUUUACAUAACUUUUCAAUUUCUAGCAAGAAUGUGAAUAAAAUAAUUAUUUUCUGACAUUUUUAAUAGUUUCGAUCAAUUAGAAUCUGAAUCAGAAAUAAGUGGGCAGAGAAUAUAGAUAUGGGAUUUUUCUUUCCUUGCUUCUGACCCAUAUUCCCAACUUAAUAUCCUACUGAUUCCUCUGCAGAAGAAACCAACUCUUUGGUCCCCCCAUGCCUUGCUGGUUUUCUCAGAAUUGCUCAUCUCCUUAUGUGAUUAUAUGGAAACAACUGUUAAUAUAUGACCCUGCCUUCUGGGCCACUGACAAAUCCACUCAGCUUGGGUGAUGUGCUCACUCCUGGACCAGAGUUCUUCUCCAGUCAAAAUGGAUUCCAGAUUAUCUGAGGAGAUAUAAAUUUGGGAUCACUGAUGGUGGCCAUUUUCCAACACAUGAACUUGGGUAGAGAAACCUGUUACACAGCAACAGAAGCAGAUUUGCAAGAUGGGAUGAAGAAACCAAGUCUCUUGUUCUCUCGUUCCAAUUCAUUUUGGACACACAGGUAUACCCCUAUUACUAAGUUUUGUAAGAUAUCUCUGUCAUUGUAAUAUAUUGUCUACUGUUAAGCUAGUUGG
This is a messenger RNA of Rhinolophus ferrumequinum (greater horseshoe bat), 1978 nucleotides long. Its product is annotated as olfactory receptor 52I1. Bases 271 to 1269 code for a protein of 332 amino acids. Gene Ontology annotation, biological process: G protein-coupled receptor signaling pathway. Lineage: Eukaryota; Metazoa; Chordata; Mammalia; Chiroptera; Rhinolophidae. The record is from RefSeq and is a predicted model, not a curated record. Gene Ontology annotation, molecular function: olfactory receptor activity; G protein-coupled receptor activity. The transcript has a single exon. Gene Ontology annotation, cellular component: membrane.